AUGAAAGUUUUGCUUGCACUACUGCUUCUUUUAGCCUUUACAAUAUCUGUUGAGGCUAGCGCUUGUUCUGCUACUAGCCAUGCUGAAUUUACUUUACAAUUUGAUCAUUACUGGAACCCGGACGAACGAAAUUAUAAUGGAGGCAAAUGUGACGAUUUUUCUGCCUGUGAAUAUUACUUUAUUAUUUGUCUAAACACCCAAACUUCAACCGAUCCUUGUACUAUUGGUAGCUUUACAACCAAGUAUUGGGAAAGGAGUCAAAAUGUGUCAUUUUCUAUUGGUGAAGUUAUGAAUAGUACAAGCCAAACAAACCCUCUUAACUUUACAAUCCAAUCCUAUACG
This is a messenger RNA of Trichoplax adhaerens, 342 nucleotides long. RefSeq lists its product as uncharacterized. The record is from RefSeq and is a predicted model, not a curated record. The transcript has 2 exons. The annotation marks the transcript as partial. Lineage: Eukaryota; Metazoa; Placozoa; Uniplacotomia; Trichoplacea; Trichoplacidae.